CAUUUAUAAUUUAAGUGAUUUUGAAUAAAAAUCCAUUUCUCUGGCUUUUCUUUUAAAAUGAGGAGAUCUGGCAACCAGGGACUCUACAUUUCAGGAGAAGAGCAUGUGACUGGGGCCCCCUUGGGACAGAAUACAUCUCUCUACCGGAUUAGAUCCCCACCUGGUCAUUCAGCUAAACUGCAUAGCCCCUGGAAGCCUAUGCAUCUGUGACCCUGUGGAUAGAGGCUGUCUGCUUCCAGAGCAGGAGAAAGGGAAAUGGAUUUUUAGGGACAGAGAACAGCACUAUGGGAAAGGCCAUGUUUAAAGGAGGUCCAAAUAUUUGACUGACGGUCAUUUGUAUGACCUGUACAAACUUGCACUGCCUUUAGCCCCCAGAGAAAAGACUUGCCAUCCUGAUAGUCAGUGACAGCUGCAGUCUGACAAGUGGCAGGAACAUGAAAACAGCUGCAAGCCAUGCCCAAGCCUGCACUCACCACAUCCUGCUGAUAGGAGGGAGCUGGUGCUGGCCCUCCCGUCCCUCUCCUCUCACAGGGCUGGCAGUAGCUUGUGGUGACUGCAGGAAUUUAGAAAGUCCCUUAGCUGGGUCAGAAAUGUAGCGCUUCUCCUGAGGCCAAAGGCAUCUUCACCAUCUUCUUUAUCCCAUGUGUCAGGGGAUCUUAUGCAAUAUGGAACCCUGCUCACCCAAGCUUACUGCACCCUGCUCUUGGAGGCCUCCCUUUGGAGAAUUCCUAACACGACUCUACCUGCCAACCUCCCAGGCUAACCUAUCAACCACAAUUUCCUCUGUGUAGCCAACCCCACAGAAAUGAGCCUCCUCAUUUUAAAGGGCUCAUACAAUUAGAAGUUCUGCUCCAUUCCAGCUAAGAUUCCAGUGAAAAGAAACAUUCUGCUCCCAAAUGUUUCAACAAUAGCAUGUACCAAAGAACAGUAUGUUCCCUAUAUACCCCGAGUGAGUAAGCCCCAACAGGCUCAAAGAAAGACCAGAUAAUUCUCCAUGCCUUAAGCCAACAAGGGUUACAUAGACCAGGAGCUAGAGCAUGACAAUGGCAGAGGAAUAAUUACCAAACCUUGCGUUCGCUCGGGGUGGCCAACCCAUAGCCAAAAACGUGCCAGAACUCCUACAUCCCUGCCAUAUUUGAAAAAGAAUAUAGUAUCAAAAAGUGUUAAAAAUGUCUUUGUGGAGUGUCCUCGGGGCGUAGGGGCCGACCGCACGCAGUCGCGCAGCGCUGCCUCCGCCUGCCAGUCUCGCCCGCGAUCCCGGCCCGGGGCUGUGGCGUCGACUCCGACCCAGGCAGCCAGCAGCCCGCGCGGGAGCCGGACCGCCGCUGGAGGAGCUCGGACGGCAUGCUGAGCCCCCUCCUUUGCUGAAGCCCGAGUCCAGAGAAGCCCGGGCAAACAGAGGCUAAGGAGACCAAAGCGGCGAAGUCGCGAGACAGCGGACAAGCAGCGGAGGAGGAGGAGGAGGUGAACCCAGAGAGGGGCAGCAAAAGAAGCGGUGGUGAUGGGCGUCGUGGCCAUGGCGGCGGCUAUCGCCAGCUCGCUCAUCCGUCAGAAGAGGCAAGCCUGCGAGCGCGAGAAAUCCAACGCCUGCAAGUGCAGCCCCAGCAAAGGCAAGACCAGCUGCGACAAAAACAAGUUAAAUGUCUUUUCCCGGGUCAAACUCUUCGGCUCCAAAAAGAGGCCCCGAAGAAGACCAGAGCCUCAGCUUAAGGGUAUCGUUACCAAGCUAUACAGCCGACAAGGCUACCACUUGCAGCUGCAGGCGGAUGGAACCAUUGAUGGCACCAAAGAUGAGGACAGCACUUACACUCUGUUUAACCUCAUCCCUGUGGGUCUGCGAGUGGUGGCUAUCCAAGGAGUUCAAACCAAGCUGUACUUGGCAAUGAACAGUGAGGGAUACUUGUACACUUCGGAACUUUUCACACCUGAGUGCAAAUUCAAAGAAUCAGUGUUUGAAAAUUAUUAUGUGACAUAUUCAUCAAUGAUAUACCGUCAGCAGCAGUCAGGCCGAGGGUGGUAUCUGGGUCUGAACAAAGAAGGAGAGAUCAUGAAAGGCAACCAUGUGAAGAAGAACAAGCCUGCAGCUCAUUUUCUGCCCAAACCACUAAAAGUGGCCAUGUACAAGGAGCCAUCACUGCACGACCUCACGGAGUUCUCCCGAUCUGGAAGCGGGACCCCAACCAAGAGCAGAAGUGUCUCUGGCGUGCUGAACGGAGGCAAAUCCAUGAGCCACAAUGAAUCAACGUAGCCAGUGAAGGCAAAAGAAGGGCUCUGUAACAGAACCUUACCUCCAGGUGCUGUUGAAUUCUUCUAGCAGUCCUUCGCCCAAAAGUUCAAAUUUGUCAGUGACAUUUACCAAACAAACAGGCAGAGUUCACUAUUCUAUCUGCCAUUAGACCUUCUUAUCAUCCAUACUAAAGCCCCAUUAUUUAGAUUGAGCUUGUGCAAAAGAAUGCCAAGCAUUUCAGUGAACUAAAUCUGGGAGAAGGACCGCCAAAUUUUCUCAUGAUCUCACCUGUACUUUGGAGAUGAUAAUCCAAAAAGAUUUCACAGCACUAAAGCUGAUCAAAAUUUGCUCUCCCACCAAGAAAAUUUCAAAGACCACAAUUGUUCUUCAAAAACAAACAAAACAAAACAUAACAAAAUUAACUGCUUAAAUAUUUUGUCGGGGCAAACAAAAUUAUGUGAAUUGUGUUGUUUUCUUGGCUUGAUGUUUUCUAUCUACGCUUGAUUCACAUGUACUCUUUUCUUUGGCAUAGUGCAACUUUAUGAUUUCUGAAAUUCAAUGGUUCUAUUGACUUUUUGCGUCACUUAAUCCAAAUCAACCAAAUUCAGGGUUGAAUCUGAAUUGCCUUCUCAGGUUCAAGGUAACAGUGUUCUUGUGAUUUUACCAAUUUUUUUUUUCUUUUUUUUUUAGAUUUGUAGUAUUCUGGUCAAGUUAUCAUGCUGUACUUUGUGUGUAGAAAUUGAGUUGUAUUGUCAACCCCAGUCAGUAAAGAUAUCUUCAAAAAAUUAUCCUCAAGUGUAGAUUUCUCUUAAUUCCAUUUGUGUAUCAUGUUAAACUAUUGUUGUGGCUUCUUGUGUAAAGACAGGAACUGCGGAACUGUGAUGUUGUCUUUUGUGUUGUUAAAACAAGAAAUGUCUUACCUGUAUAUGUAUGAGUCCUCCGGUCAUUGUAUUUGGCAUAUGAAUAUUGUGUGCAAGGAAUUGUUAAGACUGGUUUUCCCUCAACAACAUAUAUUAUACUUGCUACUGGAAAAGUGUUUAAGAUUUAGCUAGGUUUCCAUUUAGAUCUUCAUAUCUGUUGCAUGGAAGAAAGUUGGGUUCUUGGCAUCGAGUUGCAUGAUAUGUAAGAUUUGUGCAUUAAUAAUUGUUAAAAAUCUGUGUUCCAAAAGUGGACAUAGCAUGUACAGGCAGUUUUCUGUCCUGUGCACAAAAAGUUUAAAAAAGUUGUUUAAUAUUUGUUGUUGUAUACCCAAAUACGCACCGAAUAAACUCUUUAUAUUCAUUCAAAAAAAAAAU
Molecule: messenger RNA, 3522 nt
Organism: Chlorocebus sabaeus (green monkey)
Lineage: Eukaryota; Metazoa; Chordata; Mammalia; Primates; Cercopithecidae
Source: RefSeq, a predicted model, not a curated record